UAUCUCAGGUCAUACAAGAGUGUGUAUAAUGUAUGGUCAUUUCUGGUCGAGGGGCUACAGGACCAUGGGUGGGUGGAUGGAGAGAGGAAGGUAGAGAUGUACCAUGCGUCAACAGAUGACGAUUCCAAGAAACGGAUUCUUGGGGAAUUCUCUAAACCCGAUGGGCGUGUUCGAGUUGUUGUAAGCACGAUUGCUUUCGGGAUGGGAAUUGCUAUUCCUAACAUUAGAAUGGUCAUUCACUGGGGAGCCCCGAAAAGCUUUCUCGCCUACUGGCAGGAAAUAGGUAGGGCGGGAAGAGAUGGCAAACCUGCUCUGGCAGUUGCCAUUUUAUACCCGCGGUCGCUCUGCCCGAGAGUAUGUGACAAUAACCUAAAAGAGAUGUUCGUGUCAGAAGAGUGUAUAAGAAGAGGGGUGCUUCUGAACCUACUAACGAAGGACAUGGACGCAAACAAAGUCCCAAAGGCAUCCAAAUGUGAGAACAAGAAAUGCAUUAAAUGCAUAUGUGCAUGCUGUUUAUGCUGCAGCAAUUGUUUCUCCCAAUGUACGUGUGAGGGUAAAGAAACGCAAACACUAUUCAAAACCAAUUGAAAAGGGCAAUACACAGUAUAUACUGCUCAAAUCAGUGCAGCCACAAUCAACAAAGUGGAACAUUCGGUCGAUGUUUGAAAAUACAUUUCACACUUAAUCGGAAAAGGAUGGAACUUAUGUCUUUUUUACGCAAGUGUAUGUAAAUAAUGAAUAUCUUGAUGUGACACAAGUGAUUGAUAACACAAUUAUACGAUUAUACUUAUUAAAAAGUAAUAAAUGACGAAAAACAUUUCCCUUUGUUCUUAAAUUUGAA
Molecule: messenger RNA, 841 nt
Organism: Mya arenaria
Lineage: Eukaryota; Metazoa; Mollusca; Bivalvia; Myida; Myidae
Product: probable ATP-dependent DNA helicase RecS
Exons: 1
Coding region: 97-588 (163 amino acids)
Biological process (GO): double-strand break repair via homologous recombination
Cellular component (GO): cytoplasm; nucleus; chromosome
Molecular function (GO): four-way junction helicase activity; 3'-5' DNA helicase activity
Source: RefSeq, a predicted model, not a curated record